AUGGCGGCGGAAGUAGCACCCGCCAACCCCUCGGACUCGGAUCGGGGGAGAGCUGCAGACUCCGUACCCGAAUCGACCCCAGUAGCGCUAGCCGAAGCCACGACAUCGACCGUCACCUCGUCGUCGUCGUUGUCGUCGUCGUCCUCGUCGGCGACGGCUUUGGCACCGAUACCGAGCUUGAUCGGUACGACCACCGCGUCGCUGGCCUCGGCAGCUCGUCUACCGCGUAGUGUUUCGGCAGGCAAAGAGGUACAGACACCACCUGGUAGUGACAAGAAGACUUCCAAAGGUCAGUCAUCUGCACGCACGAUACGCUCGACGCUCGUGCCCCCCCCCAUCAUCCGCCCCACCCGGACCCGGUCAUUUCCGCUUCCCGCCCGUCGCGUCCGAGUGUGCGAUAACUAUCGACUGCCGCCCGGCAAGAGCACAUUGACCAACGAACAUCCUUCAAGAUUCACCCUCCCAGCCGAGUCCAGGCCCCAGGCCCCGAUCUCGAGCUGGACCUCGGCCGCCGACGGGCUCAGCGGUACCAACUCGGCCGGUCCCGGUCCUAUCGAUCGGAUCCGAUGGCCCCGAACGCGUGUGCAUGUACUCAGCCUGACACGUGCCAAGCCGAUCACCCUGCCGCGUCAAAGCCCAUGCUCUAAAAGCAAUGCUUGCUAACCGCGGAAUCAUUUUCUAUCUAUACCACAGCCAAGGAUCUGUCCCACGUUCGUUGCCGAUUCUUUGCCGCAGGGAGCUGUACGGCGGGAGCAGCAUGUUCCUUCUCGCACGAGGUCGUCGCGCCUGGUACAGUGAGUAGGAGCAUCUUCGGACUUGAUUCAAACCAGGACUAAAACUCUGCCCUACUCGCACCAGGCCAAACCGGUCUGCAAGUUCUUCACCCAAGGCAACUGCAAGUUCGCCCACAAGGCAAGUCGUGCCUGCUCCGAGGAGCUUGAAACCCGACGAUUAUGUGAUCGCCCCAGCCGCUGACCUGCGAUUGCCAUUUUUGAAAUCAGUGCGCACUCGCCCACAUCCUACCCGGACAACCCAUCUCGUUCGAUCGCAAGAACAAGAGGGCAGCCCAAUCCGCACUCCGAGAUGCCCAGGCCCAGGCCCAGGCGCAGAUGCAAGCCCAUGCUCCAUCGGCAGACGUCGUCGGUCCCUCGACUUCGCCUUCCGCUACCUCAUUUUCUACUGCAAUCGGUUCGAGUUCAACGCAGGUCCCCUCCUCAGGAUUGGCCAAGAUCUUUCAGGCCAGCGGUAGUACGGCACAGCCCUCGGACCUGGGAGCAAAAAACUGGAGUCGAGUAGCGGGUACGACAACCUCGCCUCAACAGUCGUCCGCGGUCUUGUCGACCAGACCCGGAUCGAGAUGGCCGCCAGAAAGCGAGGAAGGAAUGAGUCCGACGAGUCGUGCAACGCCCGCGACAUCAGCGGACCCGACCGCAUCGGCUUCGUCGCAGCUGUCGUCACCGGGCUCGACCGCCAUCUUCAUCUCGGCACCGUCGGGGCUCUCGCAAAUGUCGGCCCAGCUCGCGAAUCCAUCCAACAAUGCCCGGUCCUCGGUCGCCGUCCAAGUGAUGCUCGGGCAGCAGGCGCGCCGGAUGUCAAGCACAAGCGAGUCGCUGUCCCCACCUCGUCCCGCCGAACCAUCGCACACCCGUGGGGAUUUCGGCAUGGGUAUGUCCCCACCGCUCGCGAUGCAGUCCUCGUCCUCGAUUGGAGCCGGGACAGGGGCACCUACGCACAGCAUUUUUGGCACCUCGCCCUUCUCCGGAGGCUCGCGUGCGCUCUUCAUGCCCUCGUCCUACGACAGCAACGAGGACAGCUCUCCGCGCUCUCCGCCACCGAGAGGCGGCAUGAUGGCCGAGCAGAUGCGUCGCAACUCGUCCCGAAACGGUGGCAACCUCUUUGGGAUCGGUGCGUCCAACUCGUUCGGACUCGAGGACAACGCGGAGGACGGGGACGACGACGAGACCGACGACGUCUUCAACAGCGAAGGUUUCCUUCCCUCCUCGCUCAACGAACUUCUCACACCCGAUGAAGUGCGAAGGCGAGCGAGUCGAGCCGGCAUGGGGCUCGCAUCGCCCUCGUUCAACCCGUUUAACAGCCAAUCGGUACCACCAGAUCUCAUGCUCUCCCGUGGCCGUCCCCCCAUGCCGCCCACGACCCUCUCGACAUUGUCCAGUAGCUCAACACGCGGAUGGGGUGCACUCAGUGCUAGCGCCGAAGGGACGAACCCGACCGCCUCGGCAUUCAGCCCGAGCAAGAUGACGCCGUCUCGGUCCCUGCUCGCGACUUCCCGUGAUGCAUUAGGCGCAACUGGAUCUUCUUCCAGCCCUUCCUAUCUCACCUCCCCGAAUCGCAAUCUGUACUCGUCGACCUUCGACCCUCCAACAUCAAACUUCGGCUUGCGACCUCCCGUUAAACCCGGUGCAGAGCUUUCGCCAUCACUCAACCCUCUCCCUGCACCUGGAUCGUUGCCAGGUGGUCUUGCUGCUGGUCUCUCGCAACUCCACUUGAUCCCACCGCUGCACACGGGUGAUACGCCACCGAGCUCGCUGGGGACGAUGAACACCGCGAUCGGUUCGCCUUGGAAAACGAUGGGAGGCAAUCUCGGCUUAUCCAAGUCCCCUCCACCGGCAGCAGCGACGGGCGCAUGGGGUACGACCGACCGAUCGGUCGCACAACCUACGACGAUGAAGACCUGGGCCAGUGUGGCUAGCUCGUCGUCGUCGUCUUCUUCCCCGACGACAUCAGCGAGACCUUUGAAGGUGGCGAGGGGGAUGUCGAAUGGUGGGCAUCCGGUUAUGGGUAUGGCCAGCCCGCUGUCGAGGCCGGAGGUGAUGGAGGACGAUUCGGAUGAGAGGCUGGAAGAGGACGAGAUCCCCUUCUCGAUGGACACGUAG
Molecule: messenger RNA, 2894 nt
Organism: Microbotryum saponariae
Lineage: Eukaryota; Fungi; Basidiomycota; Microbotryomycetes; Microbotryales; Microbotryaceae
Source: the annotation of a GenBank genome assembly